GUUCGUCCAUGGAUAACCGAAACGAUGGUGACGACAGAUGAAAUUGGUCAAGACAGAACAUUAACCCAGAUCAUGACGACAGACCAAUCUUCUACCUCAUCUCCAAUCGGUACCGAGCAUGCUGUCCAUCAAAACACUACGGAUCCUUCUCAACCUACUGGUAAUCCACACGAAAAUUUACCAUACAAGAUCAUCUUCGUACUAUCCCUGGUCAUCAUAUUAAUCUGCUGUGUCUUUAUAGUAUAUUUCUGUCGUCGGGGACAUCGACGCGAGAGUCGAUCAACAGGGCAUGCCUCUGAAUAUCGAGUGAGUAAAAACGAAGCCAUGACGUCGAUAGGUAUAGACAGCAGAGACCUUGACUGUGGUGGGAUUCGUGCUAACCAGAUCACCAUUCGUACGCCAAGCCCACGACUCUACCUUCCUACAUGCGCUACAGCAGUCGAAACAAAGGCGUCGAUACACGACAGCCCCGUCGAUGGUGAUGAUGAUGACUCUCAGUCCAAGAGCGAUGACGAGUACUACGACAUGACAAAAUGGUAUCGUACAAGUGAUCACGCCAUACAUAUCGAUCCCGUUGAUGAGCCGAAGAUGUCCCAUGUUCCCAUGGAAACAUCAUCCGGGGAUGGAAGACACCUCGGUAAUGCCCUUCGACCCUUGGGCCGUACCCCUUCUUCCCGCAGUGACCGUCUUUAUGACAGUAUUCCAAGUCAUGGUCAUAAACGCCACCCUCUCAAGCACUGCUACCCCACUUGCCACACCUCUCUGCGUCAGGGAUACUCGGAGUGGAAAGUUCCUGAUGGGGAAUUACUGGACAUCCCCCAUUACCAGAAUAUCAGGUUUUGAACAAUGGUCCAUUUUUCCAAAGGGACCUUCUUUUCUUUUUCUUCUUCAGAUUGCUACGCACAACGUGUAAUGAAUGUGUUUUUCCUAUAUACGAAUGCAAAAUCCCCUUGCCCACAUAUUCUUCCUGGAAUCAGACUGGCAUUGACAUAAUUAACCAAAUAAGCACAGGAGCGCAAAGUGGUGUAUAUGGGGGCAACUUGACAAAUGAAUUGCGACCGAGUGAAUAUUUUUUUUUAUCUCGGUCGUGUUGGGGUUGCUUCAGCAUCCACAAGAUAUUUCUAAGAGGUUCUGCCUAUAGU
Messenger RNA from Lytechinus variegatus (green sea urchin), 1142 nucleotides. RefSeq lists its product as uncharacterized. The record is from RefSeq and is a predicted model, not a curated record. The coding region runs from base 25 to 843 and encodes 272 amino acids. The transcript is spliced from 2 exons. NCBI's taxonomy places the organism in Eukaryota, Metazoa, Echinodermata, Echinoidea, Temnopleuroida, Toxopneustidae.